CUCACCUUGUCGGUGGACUCUUUUUUUCGCCAUGUAUCGACAACUAUAUGGCACUGAGUUUGCAUGUCCUGUUUUUACCUAAAAUUACUGCUGCUGCAUGCAUACCUCGCAUUAUCCUUCUCACAUACUCACCGUUCUUUGCGACGCGAAUGGCUUAAAGUCUGGGACACGCGGUACGAAAAUGUCUCGGGCAAUUUUAUAUGUUCUUUCGUCGUUCACAAUUGUAAAUACUUCUUUGUUAUUUUCGGGCCUUCCCCAAAGCAUGAUUUGGAGUUUUCGGUCCUGUCUUUGGUACAGUGUUGGUUGGGCGCCUGUUGACGUUUUCCUGGUGUCCCUACUGACCCGUGAUGAGCCAUAUUUCAAAUCCGUUUACUGGUCCCGUUGUGACACAUACUCAGGAGUUUUCAGGUUUGAUCUGCACUAUUCUCGGGGCCGUCAUCUUCAUUAUGUACUUGACUGGGGGCGUUAUCGCGUAUGGCGCAGUUAUAUCUAGUGUUGAUCCGUUUACUUUCUUCUUUCGCUUUUGUCUUGCAUCUCAUUUGCUGGUCUGUUUUAUCGGCCUUUUCUCGGUUUUCAUAUUGAAGGCGAGCUUCAGUAUUGCUUUCUAAGUUGAUGCGCCCUGGUUUGGAAUUACUGGACUA
This is a messenger RNA of Aspergillus versicolor CBS 583.65, 641 nucleotides long. RefSeq lists its product as uncharacterized. The record is from RefSeq and is a predicted model, not a curated record. Lineage: Eukaryota; Fungi; Ascomycota; Eurotiomycetes; Eurotiales; Aspergillaceae. Bases 98 to 493 code for a protein of 131 amino acids. The transcript has a single exon.